This is a messenger RNA of Bombina bombina (fire-bellied toad), 1802 nucleotides long. Its product is annotated as oocyte zinc finger protein XlCOF6.1-like. Gene Ontology annotation, molecular function: RNA polymerase II cis-regulatory region sequence-specific DNA binding; DNA-binding transcription factor activity. Bases 321 to 1571 code for a protein of 416 amino acids. Lineage: Eukaryota; Metazoa; Chordata; Amphibia; Anura; Bombinatoridae. The record is from RefSeq and is a predicted model, not a curated record. The transcript is spliced from 7 exons. Gene Ontology annotation, biological process: regulation of transcription by RNA polymerase II.
GGUAACUAUGAUGCUGCUUCCGGUAGCUGUUUGUACAGAACAAGCUCAGCUGCUGCCUGACGUUUUAUGUCUCAGUGUUACACAAUAUCACUGACCAUGAACAAGAUGAAGAAGAAGCUGCCUGAGCGGAUCCUGAAUCACAUCCUGGAGAUUCUCUACCUGCUGACGGGAGAGCGUGUGACUAACUCACUGACGGCGGGUCACAUGACCGGGGGACACAAUGACGACAGAGAGAAUACUGACCCCACACCCUGCAGAUCAUUUACCUGCUGACAGGGGAGGUGCCUAUAAAGUGUGAUGAUGUUGCCGUGUAUUUCUCUAUGGAGGAGUGGGAUUAUAUAGAGGGACACAAGGAGCUUUACAACGACGUCAUGAUGGAGACUCACCAAGUACUAAGGACUAUGGAGAUCCCAGGAAAUGAGAGCUCAGAUGAAAAUGAUGCUAAGAUUUUAUGUAAUACAGGACAAAGAGAAGACCAGUGGCUGAUAAAUCUGCCAGAGAAGGAAAUAUUUUGCAGUAUUAAUACAGACGCAGAUAACGCUGAUAUAGUGAACAUUAAUAUAACAGAAGAUCUGUGUGUGAGGCGUCAGCUGGAAGCCUUAGAUGAGAAAACCAAUGACCGUAUCAGCCCAGGUGAAUUCACAAACUGCAAUAAUCCUCGUUGUGGUCUGAGUACUGAUGCUUCUUUCAGCUUUUUUCAAAAUCAAAGAAACCACAUGAAAAAUGUAUGUUCUGAAUGUGGGAAAUGUUUUACCUGGAAAUCACAACUUAUUACUCAUCAAAAAAUUCAUACAGGAGAGAGAGAAUUUUCAUGUUCUGAGUGUGGGAAAUGUUUUAUCCAGAAAUCAUCUCUUAAUAAUCAUCUAAAAAUUCAUACAAGAGAGAGAGGAUUUUUUUGCUCUGAAUGUGGAAAACAUUUUAUCAAGAAAUCAGAUCUUAUUGACCAUCGGAAAAUUCAUACAGGCGUGAAAGCAUUUUCAUGUUCUAUCUGUGGACGAUCUUUUACUCUAAAAUCAAAUCUUAUUAUGCAUCAAAAAAUUCAUACAGGGGAGAAAGGGUUUUCGUGUUCUGAGUGUGGGAAAUGUUUUACUCAGCAAUCAACUCUAAAUAAUCAUCAGAAAAUUCAUACAGGAGAGAAACCAUUUUCAUGUUCUAACUGUGGGAAAUGUUUUACUAUAAAAUCAAAUCUUAUUAUGCAUCAGAAGAUUCAUACAGGGGAGAAAGGCUUUUCAUGUUCUGAAUGUGGGAAAUGUUUUACUCAGAAAUCAACUCUUAAUAAGCAUCUGAAAAGUCAUAUAGGAGAGAAAGCAUUUUCAUGUUUUGACUGUGGAAAAUGUUUUGCACAAAAAUCAGGUCUUAUUAGGCAUCAGAAAAUUCAUACAGGGGAGAAAGGAUUUACGUGUUCUGACUGUGGGAAACGUUUUACUCAGAAAUCAACUCUUAUUGGCCAUCUGAAAAUUCAUACGGGGGAGAAAGCAUUUGUAUGCUCUGAAUGUGGGAAAUGUUUUACACAGAAAUCAAAUCUUAUGACCCAUCAGAAAAGUCAUAUUAAGGGAAACUUAACAUUGUAAGUGCAAAAGGUGACAUGUAGUCCUUAUCUGCACAAUAUGUCAAUAAAAAAUAACUAUGUUAAAUAAAAAAAACUGAAUUAUUUUCCAUUUUUUGCUUCUUUUAGAAAGGUUACCUUAUACUAUUAUAGAUCCAUAAAAGUUUUGACUACAGAGUUGACAAAUAAAUGCACACUGUAUUGUUUACAACUUUAUUAAAAUUGUAAUAAAACAAUAAAAUGCAUUUUACCCUCA